CGCGGUGGUGCCGUUGCCAGGCUCACCGGAUUGAGCGGGGCGCUGAAGCGGGCGGUGGCUGAGGGGGACCCGGCUGAGGGGGACCUGGCUGAAGGGGAUCCGGUGGCCGUUUCCAUGCUACCGCUCUCCUUGCUGCACGCUGCUGCUGUUCGUCCUUGGGGACCCCCGGCGAGGAGUCAACGGCCGGUCCUGAACUUCUCCGCGGGACUUUGAGCAACUUCAGAGCGCGGAAGGUGCAGCCGGGCCCCGGGCUUUGGCGUGGCACCGCUCUCGGCCGGAGCAGAUGGAUUGAAAAUCAUCUGGAGAAGAAGCACACAUUUUGCAUGUGAAGCAGUUUGCUUCAAAAUUAAAUUAAUUAUAUGCCUUGAGUGAGCGUAUUUCUAUGUAAUUUCAUUUAGACCACUAAGUACAGACCAUGCCUAGCAGAAUGGGCUCAAAAAUGGAUUUGAACAAGGACUUCAUUAGAGUGAAAACACACUAUAGCGGGGACAUCCUGAUAACAAACUUGGAUGUAUCAAUAAGCUAUGAUGAACUUUAUGAUGAAGUACAUGAGAUGUGUAAUUUACAGCAGGAACAGCCAAUUACCCUCAAGUGGAUUGAUGAUGAAGGUGACCCAUGUACCAUCUCAUCUCAGAUGGAGCUAGAAGAAGCAUUCCGUUUGUAUUGUCAGAACAGAGAUGAAGGGCUGAUUAUUCAUGUUUUCCCAAGUAUUCCAGAGAAACCUGGCAUGCCUUGUCCAGGAGAAGACAAGUCAAUCUACCGCCGUGGAGCCAGAAGAUGGAGGAAGCUGUACCGAGUGAAUGGGCAUUUGUUUCAAGCCAAACGUUUUAACAGAAGAGCGUACUGUGGCCAGUGCAGUGAAAGGAUAUGGGGUCUGGGAAGGCAAGGCUACAAGUGUAUCAACUGCAAGUUGUUGGUCCAUAAGCGUUGCCAUAUACUUGUUCCACUGACCUGCAAAAGGCAUAUGGAUUCGGUCAUGCCUUCCCAGGAACCUCAGUUAGAUGAUAAAAAUGAUGAUGUUGGCCUCCCUUCAGAAGAAACUGUUGGAAUUCCCUACAUUCCUUCAAACCGGAAACAUGACAACACUAAAGAUGACUCUGAGGAAAUCAAACCAGUCAUUGAUGGAAUGGAUGGAAUUAAGAUUUCUCAGGGACUUGGACUACAGGACUUUGAUUUAAUCAGAGUUAUUGGACGUGGAAGUUAUGCCAAAGUUCUUUUAGUUCGGUUAAAAAAGAAUGAUCAAAUUUAUGCUAUGAAAGUAGUGAAAAAAGAAUUGGUCCAUGAUGACGAGGAUAUUGAUUGGGUACAGACAGAGAAACAUGUGUUUGAACAGGCAUCCAGUAACCCAUUCCUAGUUGGUUUACAUUCAUGCUUUCAAACAACAAGUCGAUUGUUUCUUGUAAUAGAGUAUGUAAACGGGGGAGAUCUUAUGUUUCAUAUGCAACGGCAAAGGAAGCUUCCUGAAGAACACGCAAGGUUUUAUGCUGCUGAAAUUUGUAUUGCUCUAAACUUCCUCCAUGAAAGAGGCAUAAUCUACAGAGAUUUAAAACUAGAUAAUGUUCUUCUAGAUGCAGAGGGUCACAUCAAAUUAACAGAUUAUGGCAUGUGCAAGGAAGGUUUGGGCCCUGGUGAUACUACAAGCACUUUCUGUGGGACACCAAAUUACAUUGCACCAGAGAUCCUCAGAGGAGAAGAAUAUGGGUUCAGUGUGGACUGGUGGGCUCUUGGCGUGUUGAUGUUUGAAAUGAUGGCAGGAAGGUCUCCGUUUGAUAUUAUUACUGACAAUCCAGACAUGAACACUGAAGAUUACCUCUUCCAAGUUAUUCUCGAGAAGCCAAUCCGGAUUCCAAGGUUUCUUUCUGUCAAGGCUUCCCACGUGUUAAAAGGGUUUUUAAACAAGGAUCCCAAAGAAAGGCUUGGUUGCCAGCCACAGACAGGAUUUUCUGAUAUCAAGUCUCAUACGUUUUUCCGCAGCAUAGACUGGGAUAUGCUGGAGAAGAAGCAAACCACUCCCCCGUUCCAGCCUCAGAUCACAGACGAUUAUGGUCUGGAUAACUUUGACACACAGUUCACCAGCGAGCCUGUGCAGCUAACCCCAGAUGAUGAAGAUAUAAUAAAGCGAAUAGAUCAGUCAGAGUUUGAAGGAUUUGAAUACAUUAAUCCAUUGUUGCUGUCAACAGAAGAAACAGUAUGAAGGAAUGACAUCUUUUGUUGUGGACAGUGUGAAUGACCUUUAAAUUUAUCCUUAACCACAGUAUAUGCAUGCGAGGCUGGGGAACUGUAACAUUUUGGAUGGAGACCAAUGAUUUAAAAAUAAACCAACAAACAAAAAAACCCCAACAAAUUGCUGCUGAAAAUCAAAGAAGAGAACAAUGAUUUUGGUGGGUGUCUUCUGCCACUUGAUGAUUCUUAAGUUCUGGGCACUGACACAACUGGCUUCAUUAAUGAAGGAAUUUGCAUUUUGUGCCUGUUUCAUGAAGGAUUGAGAUAUUCAUUGCAUCCCUGGAAAAGGAGAUUCUGGAAAACUUUGAGACCAACACACUUCCUACAAAGGCUUGAUGCAAUGAUCUACCAAUUGAAGAGUAUUGCAGUGUAACAUCCUGAAGAAUAAAAUACAUUACAGUGGUGUUGAAGCUUAUUUUUGAUGCCUUUUUUCACAAGUGGUACCUGUCUAAACAUCUCAGAUGUAUUUAAAAGGAGUUGUGUUUUAUUAGCAAUCAAAACAUAAAUUUGGGUACAAAAUUUAAGUGCCUAAAUGGAUAAAACUGCGUUGAAGAAUUAUUAUGUAUUUGGAACAUUCUUAAACCUGGUAAGUUCUGCUCAUUAAUAUAAAGUGACUAUUAACAUGUGAACAAAACGAUUCUCAGCUACAGCCUCAUGUUUGUUGGCACCUUUAUUGGAUUUGAAAUGCAGAGUGACUCAGCUAUAUGAAUUCCAAAUUAGAAUUUGCGGAUUUCUAAAUGUUGUCUUAAAACUCCAAAUUUACCAAAAUGUUUCAAUUGAAGAAAACUAAAUUUGCACACAAAGGAGUUAGGAAAAGACUUAAGCAGUGCCUACACCUGCAGUUGUAUAUUAGAUUUUUGAAAAGUAUUUUUAUCAGCCAUACAGAUAUUCAGAAAUGAAAUAAAAGUGUAAUUAAAGCAUAGCCUUAAAGUCUAAGUAGUAAAUCUAGAAUAACCAGAAUCUAGAAUACGCUUUCCUGAUAAAGCACACCUCCUACUUCUGAUAAACUGUCUGCUUCCAGUUACUCAGUGUUUAUUAAUAACUAAUCGUUCUACUUCAGAAAAUGGAAGGUUUGGUAAAAUGAUUUGCAUUAAAGUAAUAAUUUUUUUU
Molecule: messenger RNA, 3333 nt
Organism: Melopsittacus undulatus (budgerigar)
Lineage: Eukaryota; Metazoa; Chordata; Aves; Psittaciformes; Psittaculidae
Gene: PRKCZ
Product: protein kinase C zeta
Exons: 19
Coding region: 416-2194 (592 amino acids)
Biological process (GO): protein phosphorylation
Cellular component (GO): nucleus; cytoplasm
Molecular function (GO): protein binding; ATP binding; protein serine/threonine kinase activity
Source: RefSeq, a predicted model, not a curated record